Sinocyclocheilus grahami is the source of this 2329-nucleotide messenger RNA. Its product is annotated as titin-like. The transcript has 8 exons. NCBI's taxonomy places the organism in Eukaryota, Metazoa, Chordata, Actinopteri, Cypriniformes, Cyprinidae. Bases 37 to 1482 code for a protein of 481 amino acids. The record is from RefSeq and is a predicted model, not a curated record.
UUUGAUGUUAAAACGGAUGAAAUAAAGUUAUCAGUUAUGGAAGGAGAUUCUGUCACUUUAAACACGGAUGUCACUGAAGUACAGAAAAAUGAUCACAUACUGUGGUUGUUUCAAAUCAAUAAUUCAGAUACUCGUAUAGCUGAAAUCCAUAAGCAGGUCUUUGAUAUGUAUGAAAGUAAUGAGACAUUUGGAGACAGACUGCAGAUGGACAGUCGAACUGGAGCUCUGACCAUCAGGAACAUCAGAACUGAACACUCUGGACUUUAUAAACUAACAAUUAUCAAAGGAGGGGUCACAUACAAGCGUUUUUCAGUUGCUGUCUAUGCUCCUCUACCCAUUCCUGUCAUCACUAGAGGCACUUCAAACUGUUCUUCAUCAUCAUCAUCUGAAAGAUCAUCAGUGUCCAGAUGUUCACUGCUGUGUUCAGUGUUGAAUGUGAGUGAUGUGACUCUCUCCUGGUACAAAGGAAACAGUGCAGAGGACCUCGAUGAAUUUGUUUUUCACACGCACUCAGCUUUCGCGUCAUGUUUAGCAUAUUGUUGGGUGUUUAUGAAGAGGUUAAGAAAAAUGAUUCACAGCGCAUCGUUCUUCUGUCUGUGUCUUUUCCUAUCGACUGGUGUGUUUGCUGAUACAGAUGUAAUAAAGUCAGUAUCAGUGCUGGAGGGAGAUUCUGUCACUCUAAACACUGAUGUUAAAAUGCAGAGAGAUGAUCAGAUGCUGUGGAUGUUUGGACCUCAAGAGAGGCGAAUAGCUGAAAUCCACAGACAGAACAUCUAUAUAGAUGCCACUGAUACAAUAUUUGAGAAAAGACUCCAGAUGGACAAUCAAACUGGAUCUCUGACCAUCAGAAACAUCAGAACUGAACACACUGGACUUUAUAAACUACAGAUCAUCAACAACAGAGGAACUUCAAACAAGAGGUUCAAUGUUACUGUCUAUGCUGCUCUUCCUGUUCCUGUCAUCACCAGAGACUCUUCAAAAUGUUCUUCAUCAUCAGGAUCAUCAGGUCAGAAUUGUUCACUGCUGUGUUCAGUGUUGAAUGUGACUGAUGUGAGUCUCUCCUGGUACAAAGGAAACAGUUUAUUGUCCAGCAUCAGUGUGUCUGAUCUCAGCAUCAGUCUCUCUCUACCUCUGGAGGUGGAAUAUCAGGAGAAAAACACCUACAGCUGUGUGCUCAACAAUCCCAUCAGCAACCAGACUCAACACAACAUCAACAUCAGUCAACUCUGUCAGCCAUGUCCAGAAUGGGAAGAGGGUUCACGUCUCAACAUUUCAAUAGUUGUUAUAGCGCUCCUGCUGGUGUUCAUAGCUGUAGUUGUAGGUUUGAUGUACUGCCACAGAAAGUGUAAACAAUCGGAAAAAGAAGUUAAGGCUCAAGAGGAAGAGAUACUUUAUGCUGAUACAACAUUCUGUGCAUAUCAGGUUAACAGUAUGGAUGUCAUUGCAGCAGAUCAAACAGAAUAUUCAACUGUUAAGACAUGAAAGACCGAUCAAGCUCAGCCAUCUUGUAGGACAUUUCAAUUCUCUAAUUGCACCACGAGGAUCGAGGAUUGAGGAUCGAGGAGGCUUCCUGAGGAGUCAUGAGCGAGGAAACACAGGUGUAUCCUAUGCGGAAGUCUUUUUUGGGCAAAAAAUGACGCACAUAUAAAUGCUCCUCCUCCUUCACAUAUGUUGUAAUAAUUUACAUUUAUAUUUUACCUUUGCAGUUUAAAUAAACCAUACAUGUCAUAUAUUUCCACGGGGCAUCUUGCUUUAUUAUUAUUGAUUAUGAAUGCCUUAAAUAACGAACUUCAACAACAUAAGGGCAGAUGGUGACGCUUUAAGUGACACUUGAGUGGACAAGAAUAUUCCAAUGUUCAUGAUUCCUCCGUCCUCAUUUCCUUUACUUGUAUCCUUCCCUCAUAUCCUAAGGGGGGUAGAGCUAAGAUGCGAGGAAAGGAAAUGAGGAUGCACAAAUAAGAAAUGAGAAGCACCACCGAUGUCACUUUGAUAACACUGGUGUUUUCCCCUUAUAUGUGUUUCAUUACAUUUAAUUUAGGAGCAGCUAAAGUUAAAGAUUAUUUUCAGAUUAGUGAGGUAGUUUUUGUAAAUAUGUAAAUUUUCAUUUCACUCCACAUUUCACAAUAUUAUUUUGUAUGUUUUUAUAUAUUUUGUAACACUUUAGGAGUGGGUGUCAUAUGUCAUUUCCAUCAGCAGUUUAGACGAUAUAAUUGUGUGUCACGUUAAUAGUGAUGCACAAGAUCUGAUUUGAGCAGCCAGAGCAUCAGGACUGAGACACGAUUGCAUAAACCCCCUCCAAAUGUGGUUUAAUCAGAUUUAAGUUUUUUUU